Messenger RNA from Atta colombica, 551 nucleotides. It is a transcript of the gene RpLP1, whose product is annotated as 60S acidic ribosomal protein P1. The transcript has 4 exons. Gene Ontology annotation, biological process: translational elongation; cytoplasmic translation. Gene Ontology annotation, molecular function: ribonucleoprotein complex binding; protein kinase activator activity; structural constituent of ribosome. The record is from RefSeq and is a predicted model, not a curated record. Gene Ontology annotation, cellular component: cytosolic large ribosomal subunit; ribosome. Lineage: Eukaryota; Metazoa; Arthropoda; Insecta; Hymenoptera; Formicidae. The coding region runs from base 121 to 459 and encodes 112 amino acids.
UUUCCGGUAAAGUUGCGAACUUGGGUGUUUGUUCUCUCUUGUAGGGCUAAGGUCUUAUCGACGACUUACUCCAAUUUUAAGUUCCAUCCGUUUCUCAGUAAUUAAAUCUAAACAAAGAAAAUGACGACCGAAGCCGAGCUUGCGUGCGUUUACUCUGCGUUGAUACUCGUUGACGAUGAUAUUGCCGUAACUGGCGAAAAAAUACAAACAAUUUUAAAAGCAGCCAAUGUAAAUGUUGAAUCUUAUUGGCCUGGACUUUUCGCUAAAGCUUUAGAAGGCAUAAAUGUUAAGGAAUUAAUUACCAACAUCGGAUCCGGUGUUGGAGCCGCACCUGUAGGAGCAGCUCCAGCUGCAGCGGCGCCCGUUAGCACAGAAGCUGCUCCAACUAAAGAAGAAAAGAAGAAGGAAGAACCAGAAGAAGAAUCAGAUGAUGAUAUGGGCUUUGGUCUAUUCGACUAGGAUCAGGGAUCGCGUUGGUCCAUUCCUUUUACAGUUUUGUACAGUUACAUUGUACACAUAAUAUAAAUAAUGAAACAUUUUGAUAAAAAAAA